AUGGAACGUAUAUGUUUGAUUCUUUUGCUGUUAUAUAAAUUAUCGAUAGUGAAGGCACAAUUCAAUGGAUUCAACUGUGAUGCCAACUUUCAUAGCCGUUUUCCUGCUGAGCGGGACAUCAGUGUGUACUGUGGGGUGCAAACCAUCACUCUGAAGAUUAAUUUCUGCCCAGUGCUUUUCUCCGGCUACACCGACACUGACCUGGCUUUGAACGGCCGCCAUGGCGAUGCCCACUGCAGAGGGUUCAUUAACAACAACACCUUCCCUACGGUGGUGCUGUUCAGCAUCAGCCUGAGCACGCUGGAGGCCUGUGGCAACUCGCUAGUGGUGGCCACGGCUCACGGGCCCAAUGCCUAUGGAAACCUGUCAUUGGUGCAGAUUGGGAGUAUAUCAGGCUACAUUGACACACCUGACCCUCCAACUGUCAUCAGCUAUCUGCCUGGCCUGCUUUAUAAGUUCAGCUGCAGCUAUCCACUGGAGUACCUGGUGAACAACACUCAGCUAGCAUCGUCUGCGGCAGCCAUUUCAGUGAAGGACAGUAAUGGUACAUUUGUGAGCACGCUGAACCUGCUGCUGUACAACGACUCCACAUACAUCCAAAAUCUGGCCAUCCCCAUGGCUGGCCUCACUCUGAAGACCCGUGUGUUUGCUGCUGUGAAGGCCACUAACCUGGACAGAAGGUGGAAUGUGCUGAUGGAUUACUGCUACACCACUCCCUCUGGGAAUCCUAACGACCAGCUUCGAUACGACCUUUUCUUUGGAUGUGAUAAGGACCCUCAGACAACCGUGUUUGAGAAUGGGAAGAGCCAGAUGGGUCGGUUCUCCUUUGAGGUGUUCCGCUUUGUCAAGCACAAGAACCAGAAGAUGUCUACCGUUUUCCUGCACUGCGUGACCAAACUGUGCCAAGCUGAUGACUGUCCCAUGCUCAUGCCGAUCUGUGGGAAGCGUAAGAAAAGGGACGUGACGGAAAGCACAGACUCUCAUGCAGCAUCUGGGAAUGCUGUUUUAACUGCAGGACCCAUUAUUACCAGGAGCGAAGAAACCCCAACCAAUAACUCUCAGCUAGCUCAGCUAAACAGCACUCCAUUGAAGAUGAACUCCGUAACAAGUGCACUGGUUUCAGGCAUCAUCAUCCUCGCAGUAAUGAGCAUAUGUUUCUUCAUCUUCUCGCUGACGCUCCUGAAGGGGAAACGGCCUCCACCAAUGCCGCUGUCAGGAGCCCACAACCCUGCUUUCAGCUAA
Pygocentrus nattereri (red-bellied piranha) is the source of this 1242-nucleotide messenger RNA. It is a transcript of the gene zpld1a, whose product is annotated as zona pellucida-like domain containing 1a. Gene Ontology annotation, cellular component: cell surface. The transcript has 10 exons. Bases 1 to 1242 code for a protein of 413 amino acids. Lineage: Eukaryota; Metazoa; Chordata; Actinopteri; Characiformes; Serrasalmidae. The record is from RefSeq and is a predicted model, not a curated record.